Penicillium egyptiacum is the source of this 1302-nucleotide messenger RNA. Lineage: Eukaryota; Fungi; Ascomycota; Eurotiomycetes; Eurotiales; Aspergillaceae. The record is from the annotation of a GenBank genome assembly.
AUGCCUCACUCUACAGAGCUUCAGAAGGCAUUCAUUCAAUUGGAUGUCGUGGUUGUUGGGGCAGGCCUUGCAGGUCUCGCUGCAGCGGUGUCAAUCUCCCUCUCUGGUCACCGCGUGACGGUAAUUGAGUCAGCCAAAGAACUGCUCGAGGUCGGCGCAGGGUUGCAAGUGACUCCCAAUUGCACUCGCAUCCUCCAGAGGUGGGGGCUCCCAGAGAGACUAUGGCUCAGUGCCGCCGAGCCUAGCGCUCUGACCGUUCACCGAUACUCCGGUAAGGUUCUUGCUAAAGAGGAGAGCUUCGAUAAGAAGAUGCGCAGCAAGUACGCUGCUCCGUUCAUCGGUCUACAUCGCGUUGAUUUGCAACUCUCGCUAUACGAGAAAGCCAAAGAGUUAGGCGUUGGGUUUAAGCUUGGGGAGAAGGUCGUCAGUGUUGACUUCAAAUUGCCCAGCGUGACAACCGAGUCUGGCUUCACAAUGAGGGGAGACCUCGUAGUCGCAGCAGACGGAUUGUGGUCACGAUGCCGCUCAAAUUUCUUUGGAACUGACGAUAUGCCUCGACCCACUGGGGAUCUGGCGUAUCGAGUCGUGCUAAACUUGCACCAGCUUGAUGACCCUGAGCUUAGGUCUUGGGUCAACAACCCGACCGUGCACUUUUGGAUCGGACCUGGGACACAUGCUGUGGGCUAUUCCUUGCGCGGUGGGACGAUGUAUAACAUCGUUUUACUUGUCCCCGAUGAUCUCCCUCCAGGAGUCAGUCGACAGCCUGGCUCAGUCGAAGAAAUGCAGGCACUUUUCAAGGACUGGGACCCCAUUCUUGGAAGAUUUCUGAGUGUGGUCGACCAGGUUGAUAAGUGGAAGCUGAUGCAUAGGGAGGAACUUCCUUCUUGGGUCAACGAGAAGUCAAACUUUGUUUUCGUUGGCGAUGCCUGUCACCCAAUGCUACCGUAUCUAGCCCAGGGCGCCAACUCUGCUGUCGAGGAUGGUGCUGUAUUAGGUCUUAUCUUGGGUCACUUGAGAUCGAAAGACCAGUUACCCAAAGCUUUGAAGAUGUACGAAGACUUGCGCAAAACCCGGGGUGAUGCUAUCGUCAAGGAAACUUUCAAGCAGCGAGACUCCUUUCACCUGGCAGACGGCCCAGAUCAGGAAGCGCGGGACAAGAUCUUCCUCUCGCAGCUCGGCAAGUCGCAGAUUCAAGGGGCCUUCCCUAGCAAAUGGACCUGCCCCCAAGUUCAGCCGUGGCUCUAUGGCUAUGAUGCUUUUGAGAUUGUGGAAAAGGCGGUCCUGAAAGAUCCGUUUAUUUAG